GAAACUCUGAUUUCGCGUACUUUCAGAAGGCUGGUGGCCAUGGAACGGGGUGCUCGGGUGAUUUAACCGACAACAACACAGUGACGGACAUUACCUACACGCCUGAAGAAGAACGCUCCUUCUUGCUAGAGCUGUUCCAUGCAACUGGUGGUCGUUGGUUCUGGAUAAUUAAAACAGAAUGGGGGGAGGAGAGCAACAUUACUCAUUGCAAAUGGUUUGGUCUAGAAUGUUACAAGAACAGUACUUAUGUAAAAUUUAUCGAUCUAACCGAAAACGGGUUAGAUGGCCAACCGCCAAAUUUUUGGAGAUUUCGGAAUUUACAAGGGAUAUGUUUGUCUCGUAAUAAACAUAUGACUGGGCAAAUAUCUAAUGUAGUAUCCAGAAAUAUGACCCGGCUUCGACGCCUAUGCGUCUCAUUUUCAGGAAUGUAUGGUUCUGUGCCCUGGAGUCUUAUACUACAGCUUUACAAUCUUGAAAAGUUACAAAUAUGUUGCAUGCAUACCGGACUAAACGGCAGCCUGCCACAAGAUAUUGGACGAUUAAGCAAACUUCAAGUUUUUAGUAUAGGUGAAAACGGCAUCAAAGAUGUUCAUCUACCAUUGAGCAUCGGAAAGCUAACAAAAUUGUGGUUUUUGGACUUAGAAUAUGUGAGUUUCAGGUCAGGAGAACUGUGGUAUUUCAAUAAUAUGACUCAACUGCAGUACUUACAACUGACAAAUUGCGGACUAAAAGGAACGCUGCCUAAAGAGUUUGGACACACCCAUCCCAAUAUCAUUGAGCUACGGCUAUAUGGAAAUAAUCUGAAGGGCGAGCUACAUUCGUGUUUUCUCGGUUUCAAAAAGAUUACUCAGCUAUCCUUAGGAUCAAAUCUCUACUUACAUGGCUUGUUCCCGAGUGCAUUAACCAAACUCGAAACGCUCCAGGUACUUGACUUAUCCGGGAAUAAUUUCACAGGUUUUGCCAAAAAUAUGACUUUCAACAAACAGCUACAAACACUGUAUAUUGAUCGAAAUGUCAACCUCAAAGUUGAGGGUAACCUUCUUCUACAAGCAUUACAGCCUUGCAAGGAUCAACUGCGCAUGCUGGUCGCACGAAACUGUGGACUGAAGGGAAAUCUGUCGAAGACCCUUUGGAACUUUGACAAAAUUAUGUACAUUGACCUCAGUCAAAACAAUCUGACUGGACACAUCCCGAAAAAUGGUCAUUUCAGUAUGGCUUAUCUAUUUUAUCUCACUUUAGCAUCGAAUAAUUUAUCAGGCGAUUUAUCUAAGAGUUUUUUCGCGCCUUUAGAAACACUGACAUACUUGGACCUUCGGGGAAACCGGUAUAUGAAAACCAAGGCCCCUUUGCUAAAUGAGUACUUGAAUGCCACAUUUACGGAGACCUUGCAUAAAGAUACAUUUACUUGCCCGACGUUACGAUUAACAAGCUCAGGUGGGAGAGCUGAUGUAGACCCGGAUUAUUAUGGAUAUAGACUGUGCUUUUGUAACAGAGGGUACUAUGGAUUUAUGAAAUACUGCAAGCUUUGUAUGAAAGGCGCUUCCUGCGACGUGGAAGCAUCACCCACGCAAAAAUUUAAGGAAGUAAUCGAAGUUAAGAUGACCAUUGAAAAGGGAUAUUGGCCGUGUUGCGGAAAUGGUACUAACGUUACUCGUAUGAUUAAAUGCAAUUACCAAGUGGAAAAAUUUGAUGAUGAAAUUUGCAGCCCGUCUGGAAAAUGCAAGUGCCAAUUAAACCAACUCAACGGUCACCUACAAACCUCGUGUGACACGUCAUGUAUAUGUCGCUAUGGCAACAAGGGACGCUUUUGUUCUCAGUGCAAGGAUGGCUACUACAAGAAAGGCUCGUUGUGCAUUACGUGUCCCAAAUUCCGUAAAAACUUUCCGGUUGUAUUAACUGUUUGCUUUGUGUUGUGUUUGGUUGGCUCUAUUGCAUUGUUGGUUUGUUUGAGAUACCGCAAAAAGCUUGUUCUCAUUCUAAUAUUUGCUUUAGCGAUAACUCUUAUAGUCUUGCACUACAAUAACAUAAUCCCAGGAUGGUUUUUUGUCAUAAUAUUUGCAGUUUGGAUUUUAGGUCUUUCUGGGGCUAGCGAGAACUUAGAAAGCUUUCUGUCCAUUGCAGUGUUCUUUUUUCAAUCUCUUGACGCCAUGCUUUCAGACGCCAACAUUUGGCCGAAAACAAUAGUUCUGCUAAAAUAUCAAAUCACAAAUGCGUUUAAUUUUGCAAUUUCUGAACUCACGUGUAGUUUUUCCGAUGCAAAUCGUCCUGAAGUUAGCUUCGCCGUAAUUUUGUUACUUCCCGCCACGGGUAUCUUUCUUAUAUGGCUGUUGCAUGGCUUGUCGAAAACUACUAGUCAGUUUUGCCGGCAAAAUUCAAUCAUUCCAAGUUCUAUAUGCAAACGAUUAAGUAUUCAAAUACUCUUAUUCGUGUACUUUCCUAUUACUGCCAAAACUUUUCAGGCAGUGUUACCUUGCGAACAUCGUGACGGAUUGUCGUAUUUGAAAGUCACGCCAUGGUUAGACUGUAAUGGUACCUCUUACAACUGGCUGGUGGCUUUAGGGUAUGUUUCAUUGGUGGUAUUUGUUAUCGGCGUGCCUCUUUUUGUAUUUGCUCCUCUGCUCUGCAAAUACGUAGACCAUCACGGCAAGGCUGUUUCAGAAGAAACGAACAUUUGGUUGAAACCUUUGUACGAAGAAUUUAGGACGCCAUACCGCCGCUAUUUCCCGUUGGUUUUUCUCGGCCGUCGUCUCUUACUUGCCGUGUUUCUUACCGUGGUUCCGACUACCUCGUCUUACCAGGUUAUAGGUAUAACCCUUCUUCUGGUUAUCUCUAUAGUUAUAACCUUAAUUUUCAGACCGUUCGAAAAAUACUCGGAGAGAUUCGAGUUUGAAACCUUGGCUGAUGUGAUCGUUUCUGUUGUUUUGUUGUUGUCGUUUGUCGGCUUAGCGUUGUUACGAGUUUCUGCGAAAUUUGAUAACUCCCUUGUGUGGUUGAUCAUUUCUAUGAAUUGUGUUGUGGUGUUAAGUUGCGUUGUAGGUAUGCUCGUGUUGUUUGCUGUCAAUCUAUGCAAGUCCCCGGGCAACGUGCAGCCUGAAAAUGUUCAGCAAUACGGGCAGAUUCCAGAUUAGAAAUGUUAACGUACAUUAUGUUCGUGAGAACAAGGUGUGGGACUAUAGAGAGCGCCGACAACAAAACAAAGAAAACAUUUUGAAAUUGAUGACUACAAGAAACAUUUAUAUAGUGUAAAGGCCAUAAGUAUAGACUAAUCUAUGUAUAAAGCACAUAAGUGUAGACUCUAGUAAAAUUAAAGGCCCUGUCACACUAUUGCGUAUGAGAGAAACGUAUGAGAAGCAUGUGAAAUUAAUUAAAUAAUUUUCAUAUGGAAAAAUUAAAAUUACAAAAAUCCCUUGAAAUUCCAGCGUAUGAGUACCAUACAUCUGGUAUACCUUUAUAGCGUAUUCAGCGUGUGCCACUUAGAGUACGCUUAUCGUAUAAACCCAGAUACGUCCGAAUACGCACAAAAAUUUUAAGCAUGCUUAAUUAAAAUAAUGUUUCUGUCUCGGCGUGUGAGUGACAUUUUUCACCCGAUUGCAUACGCUAGUACAGGUAACGAUGCGCAAUAGUGUGACAGGGCCUCAAAAACUCCGCACGAUAAUCACUUGUGGAAAGGGAAGGGAACCUCAAAUUACACGUUGCCGUUGGCCAAAUUUAGCCAAUUAUCUUCCACUCUUGCGGGCUCACUCAGCGGACAUCUUGCUCAAAAUUACCGUGCAGUUAAUUAUAAUUACCAGAGUGAGAAAAUAUUGUUAUUAAUAAUUCAUUUCAUUUGAUAUUUUAAACCCGACUAUAUGAGGACUGGACUAGAUUUCAAGUCAAUAUUCUUCAUUAGGUAUCCAGUAUUAUCAUGUGAGCAAAAUAAGGCAAUUUAUUAUAUAUCAAUAGUCAAAGUCGCAUUUUUCUAGUGUUUUAUUGGUUGGAGCAUAUCACGUGAGAGUGACGAAAUUAGACUGUCUCCCUCGCAACAGCGCGACAGGGAAACAAUACGUUAUCGACCGGCGAAUAACAAAAAAAAAAUCAUGUGCGCCAUCACGUGAAGAUGCGACUCUUGAUAAUCGGUCACCCGCAACCUGCUGAGCACAAAGCGUUGAGUUUCAGCUCGAUUGGCCCAAUAGUUCGUGAGUGUAGCCAGUGGCAGUGUUUAAUAUAACGUUUUGGCAAUAAAAUAUUUCAUGUAUUUACAUUAAUAAUUACAAUAUUUAGUCAGGGGGUCCACUCACGGAAGUGAUUUUCAGUGGAGCCCUGAUAAAAAAAAAAAGAAUAAAAAUAUAAAACUAACAAAAGUGAAUAUAUGAAAAGUUAUAUCGUAUAAAGUUCUUGCGCAUCCAAUCGGUUCGGUAGUGAGUCCUAUGGCUAUGUAGCUAAAUGUUUCUUUAGUUUAGUUUUAAAUUAAAAGUUUUAAUUUGCUGUAUAUUUCGGAUUUCCACUGGCAGACUAUUCCAGUCGUUGGCAGCAUGGUAGCUGAAUGCCUGCUUCCCCCAGUUCUUCUUGACGCGUUCCAUAUGUAUGUUCUGUUUGUUUCGAGUGUUGUAGCUGUGGAUGUCAGAGGAGAACUUGAAAUUAAAUUUAAAAUUGAUGUCAUUGUUUAAACACUUGUGCAUGAUUAGACAACGGUGAAGGUGUCUACGAGUUGCUAACGGCUGCCAAUUUAACGAUCGUAGGGAUUCUGAGGCUGACGAGAGUGGAUGAGCGUCAAGAAUGAUUUUAGCGGCCUUGUUGUGAAGAACUUGAAGGUGGUUCAUCAGGACAGAGUUGUUUUUAUCACCCCACACAAAAUCAGCGUAGUCAAAGAUCGGCAUGACAAGGCUGUUUACUAGAGUACGACGAGAUUCAACAGUUAGGAGGUGUUUAACUCUUCGUAUGAUACCAAGACGUUGAUUAACUUUGGUAAAGAGUGCUUCAAUAUGAUCUGACCACGAUAAUGUCUGAUUUAAGGUUAUACCAAGAUACUUAAAUGAUUCAACACGAUUUAGUGGGCUAUUAUUAAUAAGAAGAUUUAUAUUUUGUAGUUUGGCAUUACUUCCGAAAACCAUAAAUUUGCAUUUAGAAGUGUUAAGAGUUAAACAGUUAGCACCAAACCAACGAGAUAAGUUCUGUAGGUCAGAGUUUAGCUUUUGUUCCAAUUCAAUAAUGGUUUUAGCUGAGCAAAAUAGGACUGUAUCAUCUGCAUACAGGGAAAUGUCACAGUUAUUAACAGUGGAGGGAAUUUCAUUCACAUAAAUGAGAAACAGUAAAGGACCCAGUAUACUUCCUUGGGGUACUCCGACAUGUACUGGUUGAGUGGACGACUGUUCAAGGCCAAUAGAAGUGACUUGAAAACGAUUAGAGAGAUAAGAAGAGAACCAGUUGAUUGUUGCAUGGCUAGAAAUCCAAUACAGUAUGCGGUUUGACCUGCAGGCUAAAUUUACAUAAAUAGCGGAUUUGCAUAAAUUAAUUACUUGGUAUUAAACAUUGCGCCAUUUCGGUUCAUUUCUGCAAGGAGUUGAACGAGUUAAAGAGUCUUGUUCUGGGCAGCACAGCUGAUUUUUAUAGCGAGAACAAGACUAAACGCGGCAGAUAUAUUGUGAAUAUCUAAAGCCAAAAGGUCAAAACUAUAUCCUGCGUACAUUGAGCUUCAUUAGUAUAUGCGAAUGAAGGGCUUGCAAUUGCUAAUUUCCAUUGCAAAUAGCAAUCUAAUAGCGAAAUAUCAUACAUGUUUAAUGCAACAACUCAGCGUAAACACUGUAAAAAUAUAUAAGAAACAAUUUAUAUGUAAAAUGCCUCUUUAUUGACCUUUAUUGAUGAAUUUCGUAAAUUGCGAAAUUUGAUUCCCAACAGAAAAUGUAUAUUUACCAAGCCAAAUUUCAAAUUUUACCGCUUAUUUGCGCUUUUAUUUCUGCAUCCACGAUCAAAUAAACAUUGCAGCGGUAAACACCAUCAAAACCAUAACAACAGUUCUAAAAUGGCGACAAGAAAGCACUGUAUUGCUUCGAUUUUCAUGUCGUGUUACUGUUCAGUGUUUAUGUCGGCGCUUGGUCGAUCGAUUGACAACGACUCUGCGGCACUUAAAUCGCACUUUUUUUAUGGCGUUUGGGAACCUACUUAAAGACGAAGAUACGUACCAAACGUCUUCGCAAAACAAAGAAUAAAUAUUCUCGAGUGUAUUUAGACGUGCACAUUACAGCCAAACCAACUGAUUAUUGCCAAAAUAAAGGCUUACUUUGGCCAACUUUGGCCAAUUAUUGGGAUUUAAUAGACACUUGUAUGGGGAAUAAGAGGUACGAAUCUAUCGAGCUAGGGAACUCAUUUAGCCUUGUCAAUUUGUCGCGAUAUUUGUUCUAGUUAAUAUUUGUGUUAUAUACUGACGUUUUAGACGUGCACAUGUGAGAAUUUGUAAGGUUAUAAAACAAAAAAAAACGAAAUAUAAUUUUUCCUCUAUCAAUUCUAUACAUUGCCGCCAUUUUGAAUUUAUUUAAUUUGCGCUCUGCACGCAUGCUUUUCCGCCAUACUGUAUUGGAUUUCUAGCCAUGGCUGUGAAAAACCAAUAGUGCCAAGUUUCUGUAUGAGACGAUCGUGACUAACCGUGUCGAAAGCCUUCGAAAGAUCUAAGAAAACUGCACCGGCGAUAGAACCUUUGUCUAAAUUAUCCAGAAUGUUGUCAGUGAAGUAGGUGAGAGCAAUUGCCGUGGAGAGUUUAGGGCGGAAUCCAAAUUGUUUCGGGGUCAGGAUAUUUUCAUGAAGUAGAUAGCUAUAGACUUGACAAUGAACAGCUCUUUCAAGUAUAUUCAUUUGUUCUUUAAUUUGUUAUUUCUUUGACUAUUGAUAUAUAAUAAAACACUUAUUUACUGAGACCUCGGGAAAGCAGUGUAUUUUGUGGACCCUCGACCGUCGAUGUUUCAUUCAUCAUGAAACAUCGACGGUCUCGUGUCCACAAAACACACUGUUUCCCUCGGUCUCAGUAAAUAAGUGAUAAAUGGUUGGCUAGUUUACUCAUGAAUUAUUCAUGAGUUUGAGAUUAUAAACGAACGAAGUUAUUUAAUUAAGUAGUAUUGUAUAUAAUUAUAAAAUUGAGUGAUGUCUUAGUAAAAUUUUUGCUGAUAUUCACCACUAUUUGAAACCUAAUCGUUUUUAGUUUUAUAUGAAAUUCACCAUUUGGGUAUUAAUAAUGUAUAACAGUUCAAAAAUAGCGUGACAUGUUUUCUCUCUAAUCCUAAGAUGCAGGAACGACGCAUGCUUGUAUUGUUGAACUUUGAAAAUAUCCUCGCAUUUCAGUAAGAUCCCAGAUUUGAUUUUUCAGCAUCUGUAUUUGGACAUCAUACCAAUCUUUUAACGACUUAGUUCCGGUGGAGGUGAGAUUUGGCGCCAUGCUACUUUGUUUGACUAAAUCUUGUUGCCGAAAAAAUUUAACACGCGCUCAAAAAUAAUAAGCCACUUGCAGUUAUGACUACAUUCAGAAUUCUGAUUUUCUAUAUAUACGUUUCUCAAUCGGCAAAAAAAAUUAAAAAGUGUUUUUAGUGCUUUAUCUGUAAAAUAAUGCUGAAACGAAGAGAUUUUAGAUGGUACGCCAAAGAGAAGAUAUAAUAUCUGAAGUUCAGCAAGUUUUGCUUAUAUUGCUGUUUGAACAAGAGAGUAAAGCUAAAACAAAGCAAUUCUGAGAGGUAUGCCAAAAAGAUUUUCGGUUUUGGACAGAAUUUUUUAGAAAAAAAUUGCAUCUUAAUGAUAUUCCAUCCAUGGGCGGAUAUUGAGGGUAAGUGUGACUGUGUGGGGAGCUGCGCACCUCUCCUGAUAUAGUUUUGCACCUCCCCUGAGAAUUUUUGCACCUCCACAGGCUCCACUGAAGAGUCAUGCACUAGCUCGCCUUGGGAAAGUUUCAAUGACAGAUUAAAGUGAAAAGCUGAAACUUUGACAUUUUUUGGCUGCUUAGGGUCCACACUUUGUAAGAAAGUUUUUCUGUAAAAUUGAAACAGUGAUAGUCAUUCAUUAAUCGGGUGUGUUACCUAUAUAUACAUGAACUUUACGGUUACAGCUCAACAGCUGGCCUCUGUACCUCAGUUGGUUAGAGCGCUGCACCAGAAUCGCAUGGCCGUAGGUUCAAUUCCUACCAGAGGACCUUGUGCUCCAUUUUUCGCAGUCGUUCCUGGUUAGGUCUUGAAAUGUAUAUAUUCUCACUUGGAUUACAAACCCUAACAUUCUAAUAUAGUAAUUCCACCAAGUGAAGUGCAAUAAUCCAAAUCAUUGAAGUCUUUUGGUAUUACUUUAAGUUUAGCGAGAUCCUGACUGCGGAAUAGCCGAUAGGGUUUUGGUAUCACAAACUGUAAAUUUAGCGAGACCUGUGGCCGCGAUAGAGCGGCAUAACUGUAUUUGUUUGUGUAUUAAAGAAAACAUUACAUUUCAUGCUUUAUAUGAAAUAAGUGGUAGCCAAAGGGUCCUAAUGGAACUAUUUACGACAUAGAAAGCUAGGACUUUUUUGGUAUCUGGGUUGCCUGACCGUGAAAUUAUAUUCCGGCCGGAUGUCCAAAGAUUUGUGACUUAAUUGAGUCUUGACAUAUUAAACGAUGUUUGUUGUGAAUUUCCCAGCAUACAACUACACAUUAAAACCAAAACAACGUUUUUGUUCAGUUGUCUUUGAUACUGUACCAGUAGUAUAUUUCACAGGAAAUAUUCAUGGCGAAUUUUUUCGUGUAUUGCUUUAUUUUCAACUUGACUUGUUGCUUUGCCAUACCGCGAACUGGUGACCGUUUAGGUAAGCAUAUUAUACGUCUAGUGAUAUUAGUUGGCCUUCACGGUGACCUUCUAUGUGUAUACGAACAUAAUUUCCAAACAAAAUCAGGAGGCAAAAUUAUGAGGUUUGUUUUAGGACUCCGGUUAUGCCCAUGACCUGGUUUAGACGGCGAGCAUUUCAUGGGCCGAACCUAAUAAAAUCAGUUAAAUACGGCAAAUGAGUUCGCCAACGGAUUUGGAUGUCGGACUUAAUUGUAGGCCAUUGUACAGUGCCAAAAUACACUGACAGUGCAAUAUAUCAGAAUAAAUGUCAGUGCUAAAUUGCUAAUAUAUGAUAAUAAUAUAUGAUAAUGAUUUAAUACAUAAAAAAUAUAUGCAUUUGGCAAAGAAAAACACGGCGUCUAAACGCAUGUUGAACCUGUGUCUCAUAAUACGACAUGACUUGCUGUAUUUUGUACCGUACAUCAAACCUCACCAGAAGUUGCCGAACUUUGUUGAUAAUGUGGACAGAGCAGCACAGGGCGAAUUAAGGCAGACUAACUGACUAGAAAAUAACGGGAUCUAUACUGACAAUGAUUCUGGGAACAGAUAUUUCAGUGUGUAAUGUUUAUGCACAUUAUUGUCGAAUCAUUCGUCGUGACGACUAUAUCAUAUGGUGACUCGUUCCCAGUCGCUCGCGUUGGAUGCUGGAAAUGGGUUAGGUUCCCGUACUAAAAUAUGUUAACGAGGGACUGUGGAAGAGUCAGUAUCAUAUACACAAUAGAUGAUACGUGUUAUCAUCACAGAUGGAAUGGAUUAGGUUAAAAUGCGGAAGCGAAUGCAGAACGGAUGGGGUUAAAAUGCGGAACGGAACGGUAUGGGGUUUAAACAUAGAUAUAGGAGAUCUAGAUUGCUAACGCAUACCUAGCGCAGGCGGGGCCUACAUGAUAAAUCCAAGAUGGCGGUACAACAGGGCAAAAAGACUAUAGAUUCUAUUACGAAAAUCAGGAUUUUUGCAUUUUUUGCCGUCGCAUUGUUUCGAAACUUAUUCGGUCAAAUUUUAUGGUAAAGAGAAACUUGCCGCGAAGAUUUUGAGCACAUAUAUGAUUGAAUUGGAUGAAAAAUCGCAAAAUUAUCCAGCGAUAAAAGUUCGUGUGAAAUGGUCAGUUGGUCAGCGUUUUAUUGCCAGAAAUACUGUGCUAUGUUAACAUCUAGCCUUGUGAAUGGUGUUUUAUACUUGCAUCUCUCAUCAUCAUCUGCUCUGUCCUCAUAAUUAUGAAAAAUGAACUGUUAUGUACCCCCCCCCCCUUGCUUGUUAGAGAAGUAAACUGAUGAGAGCACUGGAUGAGGGUCUAUCAUCUAUGGUCUGUUAUAAUUUGCUUUUUAUGCAAAUAGUGAGCAAAUAUUAAAGCAAAACUGCACAAGUUACAUAUAUAGUACUAUAUCAGUACUAUACACGAACUUUUAUCGAUGGAUAAUUUUGCGAGUUUUCAUCCAAUUCAAUCAUAUAUAUGCUCAAAAUCUUCGCGGUAAGUUUCUCUUUACCAUAAAAUUUGACCGAAUAAGUUUCAAAACAAUGCGACGGCAAAAAAUGCAAAAAUACUGAUUUUCGUAAUAGAAUCUAUAGUCUUUUUGCCCUGUUGUACCGCCAUCUCAAAAUUGGAUUUAUCAUGUAGGCCCCGCCUGCGCUAGGUAUGCGUUAGCAAUCUAGAUCUCCUAUAUCUAUGGGUUUAAAUGCGAAACGGAACGGAUAUGGGGUUAAAAUGCGCCAUUUUAAACUUCACCAAAUAUUUUAACCACAAACUGAGUUUUUUUCGCCUCUUUUUUAACGUUUCUGUGCUUUCGAUUUAUGUUUUUUUUGCAAUGGAAUGCAUGCAACGUCGUAGUGCUUAUUAUUUCUCAUAAAAAUUAGCGUCACACUCUCACAAAUUUUCAGAAGCGGGAGGGCGUUCUUUUUAAAAUUUUUACUCGUUUUUUAAUUUAUAAUAGUGUUUUUAAUAGUAUUUUCUGUCGCUAAAAGUAUCCCGACGAGGAUGCUGAUUCGCUAAACUUAUUUAAUAUGAUUAUUCCCAUCAAUCUUUUAGGGCCCAUAUUGCACAUUUGACUAUUGUCUCAGUCACAACUUUAAUUGAAAUAGUUGAAUAAGAUUAUUAUUGUUAUUAUUAUUAUUAUUAUUAUUAUUAUUAUUAUUAUAUUAUUUAAUUAUUAUUAUUAUUAUUAUUAUUUUAUUUAAUUAUUAUUAUUAUUAUAUUAUUUAAUUAUUAUAUUAUUAUUAUAUUAUUUAUAUUAUUAUUAUUAUAUUAUUAAUAAGAUUAUUAUUGUUAGGAAUAAUAAGCACUACGACGUUGAAUUCCAUUGAAAAAAAACAUAAAUCGAAAAAACAGAAACGUAAAAAGAGGCGAAAAAAGCUCGACUUGUGGUUAAAAUUUUUGGUAAAGUUUAAAAUGACGCAUUUUAUCACCAAAUCCGUUCCGCUCCGCAUUUUAACCCCAUAUCCGUUCCGUUCCGCAUUUUAAUCCCAUAUCCGUUCCGUUCAUCAUUUUAACCCCAUAUCUGUUCCGUUACGCAUUUUAACCCCAUAUCCGUUCCGUUCUGUUCCGCAUUUUAACGCCAACCGUUCCUUUCCGCUUCCGCAUUUUAAUUCACCUAACCCCAGAUGGAGAAUUCUCUUCAUUGUAUCUGCGGUAGUCUUGUGUUUUGGUGGACACAGGGGCGUAGGAAGCAUCGAAAGAUGGGGGGGACCGACUUCCAAGGUAAAAAAAUUCCCGUAAAUGUUGGCGACGGUGGGGUGGGAGGGGGGGGAAGAAAAAUUUCCCCAUCGUACCAUACUGAAAUUGCACGUUUUUGACCAAUUUUUAUUAAAAAGACGUCGAAAUUUCCAAACAAAAAGAGCACCUUUGAUGUUAAUGUAGUAUUUACAGCGACAUUAGCUCGUAGAAAAAGGGCACCGUUAAUGACAAAAAAGUGUACUUUUGAUCCUUGAAAAAAAUGGGGGCGUGCCCCCUUGUGGUUCCUACGCCCCUGGGCGGACAUAAAAGCAUAGAGAUUUGCCUACUGUAACUGUCGAUAUUUCUGAUCACCAUCUACUAUUUCGUUUACUGAACCUUAAACCUGCGUAGCAGUCGCUUUAUUUUUUCGAAGGUUUUGAGGAUUUUUGAAUAAAUGGCGGGUUAGAAGGAAUGGGCGAACAAAAAAGAGGGCCUCAUGUAGUAUUUACAGCGACAUUAGCUUGUACAAAAAGGGCACUGUUAAUGACAAAAAAAGUGUACUUUUGGUCCUUGGAAAAGAUGGGGGCGUGCCCCCUUGUGGUUCCUACGCCCCUGGGCGGACAUAAAAGCACAGAGAUUUGCCUGCUGUAACUCUCGAUAUUUCUGAUCACCAUAACUAUUUCGUUUACUGAACCUUAAACCUGCGUAGCAGUCGCUUUAUUUUUUCGAAGGUUUUGAGGAUUUUUGAAUAAAUGGCGGGUUAGAAGAAAUGGGCGAACAGAAAAAGAGGCCCUCAAAACCUUCAAUAAAAUAAAGAGACUGCUACGCAGGCUAACCGCUGAACCUUUGAAUGAUGAGGGCGUCUCAAUUCUACGAAAACGUUGUCGUCGCAUCAACUGAACCAUGUGUUCUUUACUAGGAAUCUCCACUUUCGCGUACCUUCAAAAGGCUGGUGAUUUGGACACUGGGUGCUUGUUUAAUUCAAUUAAAAACAACACAGUGACGGACACUACCUACACGCCUGAACAAGAACGCUCCUUCUUGCUAGAUCUGUUCUAUGCAACUGGUGGCCGUUGGUCAGUAUGGAAAAAUACAACAGGAUGGGGGGAGGAGAGCAACAUUACUCAUUGCGAAUGGUUUGGUGUAGAAUGUUACAAGAACAGUACUUAUGUAAAAUGGAUAGAUCUUACCGAAAACGGGUUAGAUGGCCAACCGCCAAAUUUCUGGAGAUUUCGGAAUCUGCAAGGGAUAUGUUUGUCUCGUAAUAGACAAAUGACAGGGCAAAUAUCUGAUGUUGUAUCAAGCAAUAUGACCCGGCUUCGACGCCUAUGCCUCUCAUUUACAGGAGUGUAUGGAUCUGUGCCAUGGAAUCUUAUACUACAGCUUUACAAUCUUGAAAUGUUACAGAUAUGUUGCACGCAGCAUACCGGACUAUAUGGCAGCCUACCACAAGAUAUUGGACGAUUAAGCAAACUUCAAAUUUUUAGUAUUGGUGAAAACGAUAUUAAAGAUGUUCAUCUACCAUUGAGCAUCGGAAAGCUAACAAAAUUGUGGUUUUUGGACUUAGAAUAUGUGAGCCUAAGGUCAGGAGAACUGUGGUAUUUCAAUAAUAUGACUCAACUGCAGUACUUACAUCUGACAAAUUGCGGACUAAAAGGAACGCUGCCUAAAGACUUUGGACACACCCAUCCUAAUAUUAUUGACCUACGUCUAUACGGCAAUAAUCUAGAGGGCGAACUACAUUCGUUUUUUCUCGGUUUCAAAAAGAUUACUCAGCUAUCCUUAGGAUCAAAUCUCUACCUACAUGGCUUGCUCCCGAGUGCAUUAAGCAAACUCGAAACGCUCCAGGUACUUGACUUAUCCGGGAAUAAUUUCACAGGUUUUGCCAAAAAUAUGACUUUCAACAAACAGCUACAAACACUGUAUAUUGAUCGAAAUGUCAACCUCAAAAUUGAGGGUAACCUUCUUCUACAAGCAUUACAACCUUGCAAGGAUCAACUGCGCAUGCUGGUCGCACAAAGCUGUGGACUGAAGGGAGAUCUGUCGAAGACACUUUGGAACUUUGACAAAAUUAUGUACAUAGACCUCAGUCAAAACAAUCUGACUGGACACAUCCCGAAAAAUGGUGCUCAGUUCAGUAUGCCUUAUCUAUUCUAUCUCGCUUUAGCAUCGAAUAAUUUGUCAGGCGAUCUAUCUAAGGGCCUUUUCGCGCCUUUAAGGACGCUGACCUACUUGGACAUUAGGGGAAACCGGUAUAUGAAAACCAAGGCCCCUUUGCCAAACGAGUUCUUGAAUGCCACAUUAACGGAGACCUUGCAUAAAGAUACAUUUACUUGCCCGACAUUACGAUUAACAAGCUCAGGCGCGCGCGGGAGAGCUGAUGUAGACCCGGAUUAUUAUGGAUAUAGACUGUGCUUUUGUAACAGAGGAUACUAUGGAUUUAUGAAAUACUGCAAGCCUUGUAUGAAAGGCGCUUCCUGCGAUGUAGAAGCAUCACCCACACAAGUAAUAUUUAAGGAAGUAAUUGAAGUUAAGAUGACCAUUGACAAGGGAUAUUGGCCGUGUUGCGGAAAUUUUACUAACGUUACUCGUAUGGUUAAAUGCAGUUACCAAGGGGAAAAAUUUGAUGAUGAAGUUUGCAGCCCGUCUGGAAAAUGCAAGUGCCAGUUAAACCAACUCAACGGUCAACUACAAACCUCGUGUGAUACGUCAUGUAUAUGUCGCUAUGGCAACCAGGGACGGUUUUGUUCUCAGUGCAAGGAUGGUUACUAA
Messenger RNA from Paramuricea clavata, 14216 nucleotides. The record is from the annotation of a GenBank genome assembly. Lineage: Eukaryota; Metazoa; Cnidaria; Anthozoa; Malacalcyonacea; Plexauridae.